Molecule: messenger RNA, 875 nt
Organism: Gekko japonicus
Lineage: Eukaryota; Metazoa; Chordata; Lepidosauria; Squamata; Gekkonidae
Product: ankyrin repeat domain-containing protein 16-like
Exons: 6
Coding region: 153-875 (240 amino acids)
Molecular function (GO): protein binding
Source: RefSeq, a predicted model, not a curated record
UGCAAGAAGUGAACGUUUUGCAAAGUGCGGGGUUUGGAGAGGCUUCGUCUCACUGCGGAGCCGGGAGUGAAAUAAUUCGGAAAAGAAGGCUGAUGGGCGGAGUUUCGGACCGCAAUCCCAGGAGCCCAGAAAGGCUAUGAAAGCAGCCGGCUAUGGUGGACGGCGAGACCCCGAAACUACUUCCCAAGUUAAUUCAAGAAGGAAACCUCACCCGUUUCAAACAAGAGAUUCAAAAUGUCGUGGAUCUGAGCGGGGAAGUGAAGCGGAAGCACUUUGGGCGGUCGGGGGACACGCUCCUCCACUACGCGGCCCGGCACGGCCACGUGAACAUCCUCCGGUACUUGGUGGAGACUCUGGAGAUGGACAUUGAGCUGUUCAAUAACGAUUACAAGCGGCCCCUCCACGAGGCAGCCUCCAUGGGCCACCGGGACGUCGUCUUGUACCUCCUGGAGAGAGGAGCGGCCGUCGAUUGCUUGAAGAAAGCAGACUGGACUCCACUGAUGAUGGCUUGUACCCGGAGGAACCUGGACGUGAUCGAACAUCUCGUGCAGCGCGGGGCAAACCCCCUGCUGAAAAACAAAGAUGGCUGGAACUGUUUCCAUAUCGCCUGCCGCGAGGGAGAUCCUCAGGUCGUCUGCUACUUGCUCGACGUCUCUCCCGACAUCUGGGACACAGAAAGCAAAAUCAAAAGGACGCCUCUGCACACGGCAGCGCUGCACGGCCGUCUGGAGGUAGUGAAAAUUCUCCUCGAGCGGUGCCCCUACAAACCUGACAGCGUGGACCAAUGCGGAGUCACCCCCUUUAUGGAUGCCAUUCAGAACGGCCACCUGGUCAUUGCACGCAUGCUUCUAGAAGAGCACCAGGUCCCCGGCUAA